Molecule: messenger RNA, 786 nt
Organism: Miscanthus lutarioriparius
Lineage: Eukaryota; Viridiplantae; Streptophyta; Magnoliopsida; Poales; Poaceae
Source: the annotation of a GenBank genome assembly
AUGUCGGCGCAGGCGGGGACAGGGACGUACUCCCCGGCGGCGGCCGCAGGGGACAAGCGGCGGGAGAGGAAGGAGGAGCUGCGGCGCCACCUCGUCGAGGACGCCGAUUGGCCCCGCACCGACGGCCGCUCCUUCCACGACUGCCGGCCAGCGUUUAUGCAGACAGGACCAACUACUGCUGCAUCAGGGUCUGCUUAUGCGGAAUUUGGGAAGACAAAGGUCAUUGUAUCGGUGUUUGGACCAAGGGAAAGUAAGAAAGCAAUGAUGUACAGUGAUGUUGGUAGGCUCAAUUGCAAUGUGAGCUAUACAACAUUUGCCACUCCAGUGCGUGGACAGGGAACAGACAACAAAGAGUACUCAUCGAUGCUUCAUAAAGCUUUGGAAGGCGCAGUAAUGCUACACACUUUUCCAAAGACCACUGUUGAUGUUUUUGCCUUGGUUCUUGAGUCUGGUGGCAGUGAUCUUCCCAUCAUUAUAUCAUGCGCUAGUCUUGCACUGGCAGAUGCUGGAAUCAUGCUGUAUGACCUUGUUACAUCUGUAUCUGUGUCAUGUUUUGGUAAGAACAUCAUCAUCGAUCCAACCUCAGACGAGGAAGCAUGGCAAGAUGGAAGCCUUGUGGUGGCUUUCAUGCCAGCCCGCAAGGAGAUCACACAACUCACGCUCAAUGGAGAGUGGAGUGAUGGCAGAAUAACCAAUGCAGUAGAGCUCUGUAUGGAUGCUUGCAGUAAGCUCGGUGACAUAUUGCGUGACCGCUUGAAAGAUACCGCCACCUUGAUUAGUGAAUGA